This is a messenger RNA of Didymodactylos carnosus, 5814 nucleotides long. NCBI's taxonomy places the organism in Eukaryota, Metazoa, Rotifera, Eurotatoria, Philodinida, Philodinidae. The record is from the annotation of a GenBank genome assembly.
AUGGACGAUAAAGGAAUUGUUGAUUGUAUUGCAUUAUACGGCAUUGGUUCGGAUAUUGAAAGAGAUUUGGAUAAAAACGAGGGAGACUCUAGUUCAACAACAUCAAAAAAUCGCAGUAGUUCGUUGAAUGGUAAUGAUUUCACACCACAACAACCUAUUGUUGAUAUAGCGAUUAUUGAUCGAACACACGGAGAAGGAACACCAGCCGGCUACGAUAUUGUUUUGAAAACACAGACAAAUUUGUCAGCAAAUUUAAGUCAUGGUGGUUUAAGAAAUCAUGAAAUGUACAUUUGUUUUCGUCGAGGGCAAGAUAAACCGCCUAUUACAGAUAUUGGUGUACUAUUCGAAGGAGGAGAAAAAGUCAUGGAAAAUGUAUCAGUUAUUGAAACAACACCGCAUGGUUAUCCAGCGAAUCUAUGUAGUUCCAGUUUUACCAAAGAACGAACAUUAAUCACUUAUAGACGCUCAGCAUCAAAUAUUUUGUGUAAUACACUAGCUGUUACCGAUAUAUGUGUCAUCGUUGAAAGUAAGGGUGAGGUACCACCACAUUCCUUUAACAAAAUAAACAAAAAUCUCAAUCGUAGUAUGCUCGGUUCUCACAUCUAUUUAUGCUAUAAAAAAUCUGUCAUUUAUCCCAAACGUAUUAAAUACAAACCAAAAUUAUUGUUUUAUUAUCCAACAUCACAAGAAUAUCUCGAUAAAACAGCAAUGUUUUGUUUUCCAAUGGGUGCCUAUAUUGAACAGUGGCCAAAAAAAGUCACUACAAUGGCACCAACAUUUUCAACCUUUUUAUUUAAUUCUGAAAAAUCUAAAAUAUACGGUGCUUGUGUAUCCUAUUAUGAACAAUAUAUAUCUCAUCAAAAUUUAACAAAAUAUGAAUUAGAAAAGCAGUUGGAGUAUGUGAAUAGUGAUCAACAACAAUUAUAUGUUUCAUCAUGCAUCGUUCUAUUUUCACCUUAUGCGUUUUUUGAUACAUUUCGACGUUUUUUAUUCAUAAUCUAUCAUCUUAUAUUAACAUCAAAUAUACUCACAUGUAUGAUGCCACAAGAAGCGCAUCUGAGAGAACAAUAUUUAUUCAAUAGAUCAUCAUUACUCAAACAAUAUCUUAAACAUUUCUUCCACGAUAUACCAUAUCCAUCGCCAUCGGCACCAAGAAUAUUUGUACAAUAUGAAGAACCACUAUUAAUCAUGUUGCCAGAAGAAAACGGACUACCACAAAACGGAGCUUCAUUUCUAGAUUUGUUAAAAAAUUUAGGAACAGAUAAUACAUUGACACUAUUUUUAUACGCAUUAUUGGAAUCAAAAUUAUUAAUCCAUUCUCUAAGAUCAUCAGUAUUAACGGGUGUUGUUGAGGCUGUUAAUAGCAUGUUAUUUCCAUUUCAAUGGCAGUGUCCUUCCAUUCCUUUGUGUCCGUUGGCUUUAAGUGGUUUCCUUGGUGCUCCGCUUCCAUUCCUUAUUGGUAUAGAUUCAAGAUACUUUGACAUAUGUGAACCACCAUCCGAUGUCAUCUGUGUGGAUCUGGAUACCAAUUCAAUCAUUGGAGGUAAUGAUGAGCAAAAAACUUGGAAUGUAAAAAUGUUUCCAAAAAAACCGUACAAAUUAUUACGACAGUCUUUGGAAGAAAUUAAAAAACAUUUAUUACAUGAAUAUCAUCAACGACUCUAUGAAUUACGUUCACGUCUAAAAAGUAAUCGUAAUGAUUUUGAAAUACGUAUACAAAUGCUACAAAUGGAGCGAACUAUUGAAAAUCGUAUUCGAGAAGUAUUUCUUCAAUUCAUGUGUGCACUAUUGUAUGGUUAUAAUAAACAUUUGAAUCCUAUUCCAGGUCGUCCAAAUGAAUUGUCAACUGAUGCAAGCGUACGAUUUCAAUUUGAUACAUUUUUACAUACACGAGAUUCAUCUUAUCGACAAUUUUAUAAUUAUUUACUAAAGACACAAAUGUUUAUACGUUUUAUUGAACAAUGCUCUGGUUUAUCAUCAGCACUUACGUCGCCAUCAAUGAACACCAUAAAUACAAAUUUCUACGAUAAUAAUUAUUGUCUGGCAUUUUUUGACGAUUGUUGUGCGAAAAUCAAGCAAAGUAUUGAAAGUAAUAACAUGAUAUUAUCCGAACAACCACGUUUACUAGACAUAAAUAAUUCAACAGCAUUUUUGAACGAUAAAACUGUUUUGAUAUUACCGGAAUUUCUUGAACAUAAUUAUUUGUUGACAAAUGGUACAAGCGAAAAUCAUUCCUCAGAUACGCUUGAAACGCAACGAAUAUUAUCAAAUCAAAGAUCUAUAAUUCAAACUGACAUACCACCAUUGAAUACAUCAACAUUAGCAUCAAGAACAGCAUUGGCACCACCAAUUAGUCAUCAACAACAACAACAGCAAGCGUUCUCAACGCCAUUGAAAAUAAUGCCUAACAGUCCAAUGGUGAAACGUUCAAAACUUGAACGCGAUAAAUGUCAGAAAUUAUGUGGUCUCUACGAUUAUCCUGUGCUUGCUGUCAAAACGUUUUCAUUUAUGAAACUUACAGGAAUUGAAUGGAAUGCGAUAACCUAUGGUGCCUACAAUAGAGCAGUUUAUGAAGGAACGUGGCCACGUCACGAUCGUUGGGCAACAUUGAGAAAUGUUGUUCGUGCUGUAUGGGCCUUUAAAAAUGCACAUUAUUUGAUGAAUGAUAAAAAACACCAGCGAACACGUCAUCAUGACACAACGUCGUUUGAUAUGAGUGCAUCAGACGAUUCAGAUGGAUGUAGUAUUGAUUCUGUGCCAUUGGUUAAUGAUAAUACAAAUCGGAUUGAGUCGAAUGAGAAUUUGAAAGAAAACCGUUCUAAUCGAGGUGGUUUUUCAAAUACAAAUACGGCAACAGUGCAAGACGAUACUUUUACAAAUGUUUUUUCGACAAGCAGUCACAUCAUAUCAACUUUAGCGGGUACAAUACGUGAAAUCACAGAAAGCCCUUAUUUUCCUAAAAUGUCAUUUAAAAACCGCCCAUCAUUUGAUCUUUAUAUAUCAUCUUCCGAUUCAAAAGUGUCAAAUAGUAACAACAAUCAAACUCGUUCACAAGCUGGUAUAUUGAUGACAUCAAGUCCAAUCGAAAUUGGAGAUUUGGGAAUGUUGUCCUAUCGUUUAUCGGGACGCCAUAUUCAACAGUCUUUGAAUUCGCGAUUAACUCACCUUCGACGUUCAGUUUCGUGCAUAACAUCAAUGUCUCCAUUAAAAUUGAAAAUCGUUAAUAGUAUUCAACCGAUAAUGAUGAAUGAUGAUGAUACAACAGCGACAAAUGCGUCAAUGAAAUGGGAAUUAGCUUCACUCCAGCAAGCGCCCACAAAUGAUCCACUCGGUUUACUCAAUUUAUCUGCAUCGCAAUCACCAUGUCGUAUUAUAUCUGACACUGAUCGAUCAUCUAAUUCAAGAACAGCACUACAACCAGUCAAAUUAUUUGCUCAUGAAACAUUUCAAACAACACAAAAUGAUAUUGCACAGACGAAACAAUCAAUUAAUUCUGAUCUAUUAGCAACUACAACAGCAAUGGAUGAUGAUGUAUCACUACCAUUAAAGAUACCCACAUCAAUAACACAACUAUAUGCAAAACUGAAUCAGAGUGGAUUGUCAGCAUUGUAUAGUCCGAAAAGUAUCAAAUCGAUUCGAUCAUAUGCGUUUGGUCGUCUGAAUGAUUUGAAAUCAAGUGUCAGAGUAAUGGCUACCACGCCAUCAACAUCGACUGGAACAUUAACAACAAAUACAGUCUCAACAACAACGACUAAUAUUUCCACUUCAUCUCAAAGAUCAAUGCCACAAUCGGCAAGUCUCUAUACAUUUAAAAAUAACAAAGAGAUUUAUAAUAACAGUUGCAGUAGUGGAAAAAUAAGAGAAAGUUUAUCAUCGCUUCUAUCUCAGCAAAAUUUCAAUAAUACAACGGCAUUUAGCAAUUGUAAUGAUGCAACGAACAGUAAUAAUUGUGGUGAUAUAAUAAGCAAUAAUACUAGUUUUACAGAAUCCAAUGCACUACACGAUGAAAUUAAAUCACUUCGAAUUGAUCCAGCUUCUGUUGGUAUACCAGUUGUUGAAAACAAUGAUGCUGAUAAUGAAAUAAAGAUACAUGUUGAAAUAAGUAGUUGUAAUAGGUGUUCAUCAUGCUCACAAUUUCUCUAUGACGAAGAAAUUAUGGCUGCUUGGUCUAGCGAUGAUUCGGAAUUACAUACAGUAUGUGCACAUUGUGGAGUUAAAAUUAUACCGAAAUUAAGUAUUAUUGUUAAAGACACGAGACUGUCAGCGGCGAACAACGUUGAAAAUAACCAAAUGUCAUCUACUCAAAUUCUCGAAAAUGGAUCAUCACUUAAUUCUCCGAAUACACCUACAAACACAACAUCAAUCGCAGAAAAAGUGAAAGAGUCGUUUCGACUUCGUUCAUCGACACCAAUUACUGUUCAUUAUUUGAGUCCAUUAGUACUUCGAAAAGAACUUGAAAAUGUUCUUGAUUCAACAGAUCAUAACAAUAUUUUAUAUCAAAUGGAUUUUAUGGACAAACAUCCAAUAUUAUUUUGGAAUUUGAUAUGGUUUUUCAAUCGUAUUCAAGUAUCGAGUCAUUUGAUUUAUAUGUUACUUUAUUCACGCGAUGAACAACAACAAAAUAUUUCUAUUUAUAAUUCUAAACCAGAAGAAUGUGUUCGUAUACGGUGUAUGUGGGAUAGUUUAAUUAGUUAUGAUGAUAUUGCUGAACCAUUGUAUAAAACAUGGGAACAUGAUGGAUCUGAUAAUAGUUAUACAUCAAUGAAAAAUGCAUUAAUUACUGAUGAAUAUAUUACAGUAACAGGAAAUGUACGAAUGAUGUCCUAUCGAGUUAUGCAAUCAAUUAUUUCUUGUAUAGAAAAUAAUGAUUUAUACAAUCCAGUACGUUUAUUUAUUAAAGAGACGUCAAAAUCGAUACGUCGUCGACUAAGAAGACGUUCAAUGUAUAGAGAAAUAUUAUUUUUAGCCAGUAUUGCUCUUGGAAGAGAAAAACUUUCAUAUGAUGCGUUUGAUCGUGAAUAUAAUAUCGUCUUUGAUCGAUUGACAAAUAAACAACUAGCAUUGAUAAACGACUAUGAUAAAGCACCGACAUUAUCGGCUGUUAUGUGUCGAUUGACGUGUAAUGAGCAAAACUUUAUUACGAAGUCAGGUUUUCAACGUUUUGCUUCAAAAUAUGGAUUUAUUGUGGCUAAUCCUGAUACGAGUCCACGUGGAUGUAAUAUUGAAGGCGACAAGGAUGCAUGGAAUUUUGGCGAGGGUGCUGGAUAUUAUGUUGAUGCUACCGAACCAAAAUGGGCAAAAAAUUAUCAAAUGUUUUCCUAUAUAAAUGAUGAAUUUUUUGAAUUAAUAGUUAAAAAUUUUAAUGUGGAUGUCAAUCGUAUUGGAAUAUUUGGUCAUUCGAUGGGUGGACAUGGUGCAUUGAUCAGUUUUUUUAAACGUCCAGCACAAUAUAGAUCGGUGUCCGUGUUUGCUCCUAUUAGUAAUAUGUCCAAAUGCGACUGGGGUAUUAAUGCGUUUACCAAAUUUUUUGGAAAAGAUGAAAAACUUUGGGUACAAUAUGAUGCUACUGAAGCCGUUCAUAAUUAUCAUGGACCGUUACCACAUUCACCCAUACUGAUUGAUCAAGGUGUAGAUGAUGAAUGGCUUAAAAAAGGGCAAUUAUUACUUGACAAUUUUGUUAACGCCUGUUCAAAAGCAUCAAUGCCAAUUCAAUAUCGAGAACAAGCCGGUCAUGGUCAUGGUUACUAUUUUAUUAUGACAUUUAUCGAAGAUCAUUUUAAAUAUCAUAAACAGGAAUUUGACCAUGUUAAAUGA